GGCCGCGCGGCGCCCGGCUGUGGGCGGUGCGGGGGUCGGCGGCGGCCGGAAGCAGGCUGAGCCAGCCUCUCCGAGCGCUGCCUGCGCUUCCGGGAACCUGGAGCCGGGCUCUAGAGUUUUCCGGUAGGCGGCGCGGUAAGAGUAAGAGGCUGCAGGCGCCGGGCCGGGCGGAUCCCCUCCUCUCCCAAUGUGAGCGGCGUCCUGAGCCCCCGUCAGGCGAAGGCGGCCCAGAGUGGUGGAGCCGCUGGCCGGGCCGGGAACAUGAGGCAGCGUGUCUUCUUCCUGAGCAGCUUGGUUCUUUUCGUGCUGGCGCCGCGACCGCCGGACGAGCCGGGCUUCGGCUCCCCCCAGCGACUCGAAAAGCUUGAUUCUUUGCUCUCCGACUACGAUAUCCUCUCUUUAUCCAAUAUCCAACAGCACUCUGUAAGAAAAAGGGAUCUACAGGCCUCAACACACUUAGAAACACUACUAACUUUUUCAGCCUUGAAAAGGCAUUUUAAAUUAUACCUGACAUCAAGUACUGAACGCUUUUCCCAAAAUUUCAAAGUCGUGGUCGUAGAUGGGAAAGAUGAAAGUGAGUACCCCGUCAAAUGGCAGGACUUCUUCAGUGGACAUGUGGUUGGUGAGCCUGACUCUCGGGUUCUAGCUCACAUAGGAGAUGAUGAUAUCACAGUAAGAAUCAACACAGAUGGGGCGGAAUAUAAUAUAGAGCCACUUUGGAGACUAAUUAAUGAUACUAAAGACAAAAGAGUGUUAGUUUAUAAAUCUGAAGAUAUCAAGAAUGUUUCACGUUUGCAGUCUCCAAAAGUGUGUGGUUAUAUAAAGGCGGAUAAUGAAGAGUUGCUUCCAAAAGGGCUGGUAGGCAGAGAGCCACCUGACGAGCUUGUUCAUCGGGUGAAGAGAAGAGCUGACCCUAAUCCCCUGAAGAACACGUGUAAAUUAUUGGUGGUAGCAGAUCAUCGCUUUUACAGAUACAUGGGCAGAGGGGAAGAGAGUACAACUACAAACUACUUGAUAGAGCUAAUUGACAGAGUUGAUGACAUCUAUCGGAACACUUCAUGGGACAAUGCAGGUUUUAAAGGUUAUGGAAUACAGAUAGAGCAGAUUCGCAUUCUCAAGUCUCCACAAGAGGUAAGACCUGGUCAAAGGCACUUCAAUAUGGCAAAAAGUUACCCAAGUGAAGAAAAGGAUGCUUGGGACGUGAAGAUGCUGCUAGAGCAAUUCAGCUUUGAUAUAGCUGAAGAAGCAUCUAAAGUCUGCCUAGCACAUCUUUUCACCUACCAAGAUUUUGAUAUGGGAACUCUUGGAUUAGCUUAUGUUGGGUCUCCCAGAGCAAACAGUCAUGGAGGUGUUUGCCCAAAGGCUUAUUAUAGUCCAAUUGGAAAGAAAAAUAUCUAUUUGAAUAGUGGUUUGACCAGCACAAAAAAUUAUGGUAAAACCAUCCUUACAAAGGAAGCUGACCUCGUUACAACUCAUGAAUUGGGGCACAAUUUUGGAGCAGAACACGAUCCAGAUGGUCUAGCAGAAUGUGCCCCAAAUGAGGACCAGGGAGGAAAGUAUGUUAUGUAUCCCAUAGCUGUGAGUGGCGAUCAUGAGAACAAUAAGAUGUUUUCAAACUGCAGUAAACAGUCCAUCUAUAAGACCAUUGAAAGUAAGGCCCAGGAGUGUUUUCAAGAACGCAGCAACAAAGUGUGCGGGAACUCCAGGGUGGACGAGGGGGAGGAGUGUGACCCCGGCAUCAUGUACCUGAACAACGACACCUGCUGCAACAGUGACUGCACGCUGAGGCCGGGCGUCCAGUGCAGUGAUAGGAACAGUCCUUGCUGUAAAAACUGUCAGUUCGAGACGGCCCAGAAGAAGUGCCAAGAGGCUAUUAAUGCUACUUGCAAAGGCGUGUCUUACUGCACAGGUAACAGCAGUGAGUGCCCCCCUCCCGGCGAUGCUGCCGACGACACGGUGUGCUUGGAUCUCGGCAAGUGUAAAGACGGCAAGUGCGUGCCCUUCUGCGAGCGGGAGCAGAGGCUGGAGUCCUGCGCGUGUAACGAAACCGACAACUCGUGCAAGGUGUGCUGCAGGGACCCCUCGGGCCGCUGCCUGCCCUAUGUCGACGCUGAACAGAACAACUUAUUUUUGAGGAAGGGAAAGCCCUGUACAGUAGGAUUUUGUGACAUGAAUGGCAAAUGUGAGAAGCGAGUGCAGGAUGUCAUUGAGCGGUUCUGGGAGUUCAUUGACAAGCUGAGCAUCAAUACUUUCGGGAAGUUUUUAGCAGACAACAUCGUAGGUUCCGUCCUGGUUUUCUCCUUGAUAUUUUGGAUUCCUUUCAGCAUUCUGGUCCAUUGUGUGGAUAAGAAACUGGAUAAGCAGUUUGAAUCUCUGUCUCUGUUCCACCCCAGUAACGUCGAGAUGCUGAGCAGCAUGGAUUCCGCGUCGGUCCGCGUCAUCAAGCCCUUUCCCGCGCCCCCGACCCCGGGCCGCUUGCAGCCCCUGCAGCCUGCGCCUGCGGUGCCCCCCGCGCCCUCUGUGCCCGUGGCGCCAAAGCUGGACCACCAGCGGAUGGACACCAUCCAGGAGGACCCUAGCACGGACUCGCACGCCGACGAGGACGGCUUCGAGAAGGACCCCUUCCCGAGUAGCAGCGCGGCCGCCAAGUCGUUCGAGGAUCUCACGGACCGUCCGGCCGCCAGAAGCGAAAAGGCCUCGUCCUUUAAGCUGCAGCGUCAGAACCGCAUUGACAGCAAGGAAACCGAGUGCUAGUUCAGGACCGCGUCCCGAGCUCUCUGACUUCCGUGUGCAGAAUGUUUUCGUAGAUUUGACCUCAAAUCACUGCAUAUUUUUUGUGAAGAUUUGGGAGAAAAAAGGAAGUGACUUCACAGCAGAUGCCGGUCAUGUGUUUGGACUUCCUUCGCAUACGUUAAUACUUGUGUGGUCAGGCCCUUUUCCUUCUGAAGAGGUAAGGUGAAUCUAGCUUAUUUUGAGGCUUUCAGGUUUUAGUUUUUUUGAUCUUUCAGCUAUCCUUCAACCUCUGACGCAAAAGCAGAAACUACAGCUGGAUUAGGUUAUGAGUAUUUACAUUUUUGUAAAUUAACUUUUUAUGUUGAGAACGGCACUGAUUAGGGAGAUGAUCAGUUCUUUUUAAACACUGUAAUGAUCCAGCGAACAUAAUGAGGCAUUUAGCAGUUUCUUGUGAGGGUAACUGGAACACAGAAUAGAUUGAUUUAUUCUUUUGCCUUCAACACAAAGGGAGAUAAAACCCAUGUAUACAUUGUCUCCAAAAUGUGGGUUCUGUUUCUAGGUAUUAUGUAGAACUUGUAGCAGAAGAAGGGAAUUACACUGCUAAAUUUAGGGAUAAGUUGGGUUAAUGUUUCUUAAUUCUAAAUUGUUAAGAAUUUCUAAUUUCUAGAAUUAAAACAAUCUAGCUUAUAGUGAGGGUUACAAAUUGUAGCCCAGUGAAUCUACAGAAUUCUGCCAACUGUUUUAGGACCCUAGAGAGCCGGGCAGUUUUUGUGUGUUUCUGAAGUAUCUUCACGUAUCAAUACUGUCACCAUCCUCCUAAAACAUUGGCCGUUCAGAAAGCCUGAACUACUUCAGAAUGAGAGAGCUAUGGUCGCCUCUUCUCAAACACUAGUGGCCAAGAGGGUACAUGAGAUGGUUUCUGCCAGAAGAACAGGGUGUGAUGUGCUGGCCUGGGGCUUUCUCCCCACACAGUUGAUUCCUAAAAACCCUUGGUAUCGACCCACGGUACUUCUUGAUCUAGUGCUUCAGUAUGGUCUGCAUCUACUGUGUGAAGGAUAAAAACCAUCAGGUUGAAUUCCGAUUGAUUUCCUUUUACAAGCUUCUUUCCCCUGCUAAGUACUGAAAUGUGCUCACCAGCGAACCCAUUUUAACUGAGAUAACUUGUAAGCUUUGAGAGCAAUCAACCAAACCUGUGACAAAUCGUAUCUUUUUUUCUAAGGAUGUUUGUUACGCAGAUACCUGUUACACUAAUACUUGAACUUGUACCUUGUGGUAUUUGCUGUCUUUUAACUAGUCAUAAUAUUCUUAUAUUGUAGUUAACACUUUUGCAAUCUGUUAUGUGAGUGGGGUGUGUGGGUGUAUGUAUGAGAGUGAAAUGGUUCCCAGCUGAAUGUAAGAAACCAUUUUUUAUAAAAUUGUGACUUUUUAAAAAAACAACACUGUCUUUA
This is a messenger RNA of Balaenoptera acutorostrata (minke whale), 4181 nucleotides long. It is a transcript of the gene ADAM17, whose product is annotated as ADAM metallopeptidase domain 17. Gene Ontology annotation, cellular component: plasma membrane. The record is from RefSeq and is a predicted model, not a curated record. Gene Ontology annotation, biological process: Notch signaling pathway; membrane protein ectodomain proteolysis. Gene Ontology annotation, molecular function: metalloendopeptidase activity. The coding region runs from base 262 to 2754 and encodes 830 amino acids. The transcript is spliced from 19 exons. Lineage: Eukaryota; Metazoa; Chordata; Mammalia; Artiodactyla; Balaenopteridae.